AUGGCACACCUCUAUCCCAAAGCGGAAGCCUUGAAGGGCGCCUUCUUCAGCCCAGCAUCUACAAAUCACAACUCGCAGAAUACGGCGACUCCUCUCCAGGCUCGCCCUGAACUCUACGGAGCUUGGUCCGUGGUGGACAACGCCAAAGAUAAGGCCGUGAAACUGAGCAAUGAAGCUACCAAGGAAUUUGAAAAGGCCAGUUCCGCAGCGCAAGCCAAGGCUGGAAAGAUUGAGCUGUACUCUGGAAAGUAUUACGCGGCGUGUACUUUUGGAGGAUUGAUGGCAUGUGGUCUUACCCACACUGCCGUCACACCUCUUGAUUUCGUCAAAACUCGCCGUCAGGUCGACUCAUCCCUCUACAAGAGCAACUUUGAAGCAUGGGGAAAGAUUUACCGUGCUCAAGGCCUCCGUGGCAUCUUCACUGGCUGGAGCCCAACCUUCUUUGGCUACUCGGCCCAAGGUGCCUUCAAGUAUGGAUGGUAUGAGUACUUCAAGAAAACAUAUUCCGACCUUGCUGGUCCGGAAGCUGCCCACAAGUACAAGACUGGUCUGUAUCUAGCCGCCUCGGCAUCAGCUGAAUUCCUUGCCGACAUUGCCCUCUGCCCCAUGGAAGCUAUCAAGGUUCGAAUGCAGGGAGGCUCGCCAAACCCCUAUACCGGAGCUCUUGAUGGAUUCAGUAAAAUCACUGCAAAGGAAGGUUACGCUGGUCUCUACAAAGGUCUUUAUCCCCUCUGGGGCCGCCAAAUCCCUUAUACCAUGAUGAAGUUUGCCUCAUUUGAAACUAUCGUUGAGAUGAUCUACGCUCGCCUGCCUGGACAAAAGGAUGAUUACGGCAAGGCUGCGCAGACCGGUGUCUCCUUCACUGCUGGUUACCUUGCUGGUAUUCUUUGUGCUAUCGUCUCUCACCCGGCAGAUGUCAUGGUCAGCAAGCUUAACUCGGUACGCGAGCCCGGAGAGGGUUUCGGUUCCGCCGUGGGACGUAUCUACAAGGAUAUUGGCUUCAGAGGUCUGUGGAACGGCUUGCCUAUGCGAAUUGUCAUGAUUGGCACCUUGACUGGUCUCCAAUGGAUGAUUUACGACUACUUCAAGAUCUUCAUGGGCUUGCCCACCACUGGCGGUGCCGCCCCGCCCCCCGAGGAGAAGAAAUAG
This is a messenger RNA of Trichoderma breve, 1149 nucleotides long. RefSeq names its product mitochondrial carrier protein domain-containing protein. Gene Ontology annotation, biological process: mitochondrial phosphate ion transmembrane transport. The record is from RefSeq and is a predicted model, not a curated record. The transcript has 3 exons. Gene Ontology annotation, cellular component: mitochondrial inner membrane. The coding region runs from base 1 to 1149 and encodes 382 amino acids. NCBI's taxonomy places the organism in Eukaryota, Fungi, Ascomycota, Sordariomycetes, Hypocreales, Hypocreaceae. Gene Ontology annotation, molecular function: phosphate transmembrane transporter activity.